AUGUCAGCACGAAGCUAUGAGAGAGCAGACUCAGACCAAACCGCCGAGUUUACUACGAAUCUGGGAUCUGUUCACAAUGCGACGCCAUCUCCCUCGACAAGAAUAGAUGCCAGUCAGCUCAUGACAGGGUCCAACACCUUAUACGCCAUACCGUUUAAAGAGACGGUUAUCGAUAUUUCAGAGAAGGUGGUGGGUGCCCUUCAGAAGCUCUGCAAACCUACCUCACUUCGCAAAGUCAGUUGUGAGCUGAAGCUCGUUCCAAAUAUCAAACCAGAAAUAGUUGAAAGCUUCACCUCGAAAGUUGAGAAGUACUCAUAUACUCUCGAUGAAUCCCCUUGGUGUGCCAUCACCGAGGGAUUAAACUUCCAAGCUUUCCAAGCCCUUGUUGUCACUGGCAUCUCGCGUCUUAGCCCAGAGGCGCCAAAGAGAGCCGUUCCAAAUCGUCCCGAACGCCCUCGCUGGGUUUUCCAUGAUGGAUGUCAGCAAAACAUCAGCGGGCAAUGCAAACCGGACCCUCCAGCAUCUGAGAAUGGCAGAGUCGUACAUGUGGAAGUCAGUCCUCAGGUUGAUAUCGUAGCCACCUUCUCGGCAGCGAUACCGAUGACUCGCAGUUUUCUGAACCACAAACUCCGAGGCAUCAAAAUAUGGGAUGCGGAUUUGGACGUGGUACUGGAGCUCGAGCCUUGGGGCGCCGAACAGCAGAAGCUCGACUUCCCCAACAGCCCCAGUUCCAUGUCUUUGAGGCGGCCAAGGCAGCGGAUUGUCUAA
Molecule: messenger RNA, 768 nt
Organism: Exophiala spinifera
Lineage: Eukaryota; Fungi; Ascomycota; Eurotiomycetes; Chaetothyriales; Herpotrichiellaceae
Exons: 2
Coding region: 1-768 (255 amino acids)
Source: RefSeq, a predicted model, not a curated record